This is a messenger RNA of Cuscuta epithymum, 1057 nucleotides long. The record is from the annotation of a GenBank genome assembly. Lineage: Eukaryota; Viridiplantae; Streptophyta; Magnoliopsida; Solanales; Convolvulaceae.
GAACCCUAAGAAAAGGCCCAAGUCGGCUUCCUUAAACUCUCAGCCGAACUCUUCUGUCUGAGUUCGCCUGCAGCAUAUCCUUCCUCUCGUCCGCAGUCGCCGUGCAAGGUAUCAUCCAAAAGGAGUUAAAGUUCCGUUCAUUGAUUUUUUUUCAAACUUUCAUGCUUUGUUUAUACAUUGUUGCUUUAAUUCUCUCUGAAUCAAUAUUUUUUGCAUGAUGUCCGUUUCCUGCAUUUGGAUUAGGGUUUAUGUUACGAAGCAGACAUUUCUUACUGCAGGCUUUCCAAUCAUUAUCACCUUUUGCAUUUAAAAUCCGCAUUCCCCCCUGUUACUAACAAAAUGUUCCUUUUUAAUGGAUCUAAUUCUGAUAUAGCGUUAUUGCUUAAAGAUGGUGAGAGUCAGCGUGCUGAAUGAUGCUCUUAAGAGCAUGUACAAUGCUGAAAAGAGGGGGAAGCGACAGGUCAUGAUAAGGCCUUCCUCAAAAGUCAUUAUUAAGUUUCUUCUAGUGAUGCAAAAGCAUGGAUACAUUGGAGAGUUUGAGUAUGUAGAUGAUCACAGAUCUGGUAAAAUUGUGGUUGAAUUGAAUGGAAGGUUAAACAAGUGUGGCGUGAUUAGUCCUCGUUUUGAUGUUGGUGUUAAGGAUAUUGAGAGUUGGACUGCUAGGUUACUUCCAUCAAGACAGUUUGGAUACAUAGUGCUGACUACAUCUGCUGGAAUCAUGGAUCACGAGGAAGCCAGAAGAAAGAACGCGGGAGGAAAAGUUCUUGGUUUCUUCUACUAGCAUGAUUGUUCUAGGCUGGUUGUGUUCGCAUGUAUCUCUGCCUAACCAUUCAGUCCAAUGAAUUUUUUAUGUUCGCUUUUAUUUUAUUCCUCUCAUCGGAUAUGAGUAGAUUUUGCUGCCUGUGAAAGAUAUUAGUGUUCCCUUGAAAAUGAUUUUUGGAUUUGAGUCGAUCACUUUAAAAGAAAAUAUUUUCCUUGGAAUUUUCUUCUUGGAUGUGCAACUUGGUCUCAUAUAUUCAAUAGUCCAAAAUGAAAUGCAUCCAUAGUUCAAGUACAC